GCCGGCCCGGCCAGAGCAGGCGGCCGGAGCUGCGGAGCCGCCUCCUUCCCUCACUCCUUCCCUCCCUCCGCCUCCUGCAGCGGCGGCACCACCUCCGCUCCCCAGCGCAGCGCAGCGCAGCCCAGCCUAGCCUAGCCCGCUGCUAUGAGCCGCGCCGCCCCGUGAGGCGCCCGGAGGGUGCGACCCGCGCCAGGCCGCCGAGAGGUGUGGAAGAAAAUGUCAGUCAGCAUGCAUGAGAAUCGUAAAUCUAGGGCCAGCACUGGCUCCAUAAACAUAUACUUAUUCCACAAGUCGUCAUAUGCUGAUAGUGUCCUUACUCACCUGAACCUUCUGCGCCAACAGCGUCUUUUUACUGAUGUGCUUCUUCAUGCUGGGAACAGGUCAUUCCCAUGCCACAGAGCUGUUCUAGCUGCUUGCAGCCGUUACUUUGAAGCAAUGUUCAGUGGAGGACUUAAAGAGAGCCAGGCUAGUGAAGUCAAUUUCCAUAAUUCUAUUCACCCAGAAGUCUUAGAACUUCUGCUGGACUAUGCGUACUCCUCUAGAGUUAUCAUCAACGAAGAGAAUGCAGAGUCCCUGCUGGAGGCUGGAGACAUGUUAGAAUUCCAGGAUAUCCGAGAUGCUUGUGCAGAGUUUUUGGAGAAGAACCUUCACCCUACCAAUUGCCUUGGCAUGCUGCUGCUGUCUGAUGCUCAUCAGUGCACCAAACUUUAUGAACUCUCUUGGAGGAUGUGCCUUAGUAACUUUCAAAUCAUCAGUAAAAGUGAAGAUUUUCUCCAGCUGCCAAAAGACAUGGUUGUGCAGCUCCUAUCCAGUGAAGAACUAGAAACUGAAGAUGAAAGACUAGUGUAUGAGUCGGCCAUGAACUGGGUUAACUAUGACCUGAACAAACGCCACUGUUAUCUACCUGAACUGUUGCAGACUGUGAGACUGGCUCUCUUGCCAGCCAUAUACCUCAUGGAGAAUGUAGCCAUGGAAGAGCUUAUCACAAAGCAAAGGAAAAGCAAAGAGUUAGUAGAAGAAUCUAUAAGAUGCAAGCUAAAGAUCUUGCAGAAUGAUGGUGUGGUUACCAGUCUGUGUGCCAGACCUCGUAAAACUGGCCAUUCACUCUUUCUUCUGGGGGGCCAGACCUUUAUGUGUGAUAAGCUAUAUCUGGUGGACCAAAAGGCAAAGGAGAUUAUUCCAAAGGCUGACAUUCCAAGUCCACGGAAGGAGUUCAGUGCUUGCGCUAUUGGCUGCAAAGUGUAUAUCACUGGGGGCCGGGGAUCAGAAAAUGGAGUCUCUAAAGAUGUGUGGGUAUAUGACACUCUUCAUGAGGAGUGGUCCAAGGCUGCUCCCAUGCUGGUAGCUAGAUUUGGCCAUGGUUCAGCUGAACUCAAACAUUGUUUAUAUGUUGUUGGAGGACAUACAGCAGCAACUGGUUGUCUUCCUGCUUCCCCCUCAGUAUCCUUAAAGCAAGUAGAGCAGUAUGACCCUGUGACCAACAAAUGGACAAUGGUUGCCCCUCUUCGAGAAGGAGUGAGCAAUGCAGCUGUAGUCAGUGCAAAACUUAAGCUUUUUGCUUUUGGUGGUACCAGCGUUAGCCAUGACAAGCUGCCCAAAGUUCAAUGUUAUGAUCAGUGUGAAAACAGAUGGACAGUGCCAGCCACCUGCCCUCAGCCCUGGCGCUAUACAGCUGCAGCUGUUUUGGGCAACCAGAUUUUUAUUAUGGGUGGAGAUACUGAAUUCUCUGCAUGCUCAGCUUAUAAAUUCAACAGUGAAACAUACCAGUGGACCAAGGUGGGAGAUGUGACAGCUAAGAGAAUGAGCUGCCAUGCAGUAGCAUCUGGAAACAAAUUGUAUGUUGUUGGAGGCUACUUUGGGAUUCAAAGAUGCAAAACUUUAGACUGCUAUGAUCCCACACUAGAUGUGUGGAACAGCAUAACCACUGUGCCCUACUCAUUAAUUCCCACAGCAUUUGUCAGCACGUGGAAACAUCUCCCCUCCUAAUUAUGUGUAUGCUGCAAGUAAAGAUGAUCAGUUUACUCUGUUAUUUGGAGAAGACAACUGGAACCUCAGCUGUGGAGAAAUGGUUUUUAUGAAGAAAAAUUGUUCAGUGUCUCUUGAGUUUGAAGAAAAUCAUCUGCACCUUGUAAAUUAUCUGACCUAUACAUGAAGGAAUAAGAGGAAAAAAUGUCCACUGCAUCAGCACAUGGUAUAAAUAUGAAUGAAUAAACCUGUAACCUGGUCCCUAUGCUAGCAAUUGUGGAUAAAUGCCAACGUUGAUCAGUCAUUUAAAGAGGAAAAAGAACUUUUCAUAACUGUGCAACACAUAAUUCUCAAUUUCCAUGGACUCCACUGUUUGUGUGUGAAGUUUUGAAAUGGUUGUCACCUCUCUUUGUGACAGUUUGAAGUGUCAGCACCAGCUGCAGGCCAGGUCUGAAACAGUGAGAUGUCGCUGUGUAUGAAGAUAAAUCUGUAUUGCUGCAGAAUUCUGCUAUAGGAAAUGAGCUUCUUUAUAGGUGGUGCCUGAAGCAUCCAUUAGAUUAGUUUAUUGUAUUGUCCUAUCUGCAGUUAGUGACCUUUUAUCUGAUAAGGAACAGCACAAUCUGUGUGUGUAUGUUGGUGCGUGUGUGUGUGAACUUUUGUAACAGUGGGGAACAAGUGAUGAAAACCCCAAAUUAUUUGUAAUUUUCCCCCUUCCUUCCCUGUAUUUAUCAGUGACUUUACUGUUCCAUUCCUGUUAUGUUACUUGUUGUAGAUGUAGCUAUUUAUUGUUCAGUGCUUGCAUGCUGAAACAAUGCCUGCAGUUUGUCUUCAUGUUGUAAGGGCUUCUGUGAAUAGUUGUACGUUUUGCACAUUUUGUGAUCUCUGACUUGCUCUGCUGCACAAAAAAAGAAACUGUUGAGUAACAGUUGGGGGUUAGGGGUAGGGCAGGGGGGAGGGGAUGGCUUCCUCAGUCGGAAAUGGAAGGAUUACAAGGCAGGAUCUUAAAUUACACGCAUAGUAAAGGAAGAAGCCAUGGAGGUCACUUUCUCAGGCCACCAACUCCCCAGGUUAUAUGUGGUGUGUCUUGUAGAUAGUGUCCCUGCUACAUUUCAUUUGCCUGGUCAUGUCUUUGAAUUUCUAAUCUGGAAUAGCCAAAAUCUUUUACAGCUUUCUUUUUUGUGCAGCCUCCUGAUUUAAAUACAAAAUACUGUGGAUUAGUUUCUGCAUAUGGAGCCCCCAGUAAAGGCAUUGUCCAAAGUUAUUUAUUUAUUUAUUGGUUGAAACUAUGGAAUGUUUACCAUGGCCACAUAUACCUGAACGAGUGGAGUCUUACUGAUUCAAGGACAUAAAGAAAUAACCAAGAUAGAUUAGUACUAUUAAAAAAACCCAUUGCACUGAUUAGGUUGGUUCAUCUCUGUGGAUUGAAGUACAUUGUAUGCUGCAUGCUUUCAGAGGUCUAAAGGGUGUAGUAAAAUUGUUAAUUUUGAUAUUUUCAUCCUUUGAAUAUGUUCUGAAGUAACCCUCAAGCCGCUGCACCUUUCUUUUUUUUUUUUUUCUUUUUUCUUUUUUACAUAGCUAGGUAAGUAUUCAAAUACUUGGAUACUCAAGUGUCAAAUAUGAACUUGAUAAACCAAAACUUAAUCAUACCAAUUUUGAUAUACUCAGUCGAGUCUUGAAUCAAGUACAAACCCACUCUUUUCUUGAUAGCAGAUGCUUAUGUUUUAUAGGUGCUUUCUUUCUCAGACUUCAUUAUGAAAAAAAUGUUGGAUUUCCACCCCCCCCCCCAUGUUUGUAGAGCCCAACAUAAAACUGUUAAAGUUGGCAUCGUGGUUGUGGUAUGCUUUGAUACAAGUAAAAACAAAAACAAAACUUUUUUUUUUUAAAGCUGCAUGGAUGCAUGCUAAAAGUAAACUAGUUACAAUAUUGAUGUUUGCAUUUCUUUGUGUGGAGAUUGUAUUCUUGAAAGCUUGCCAUCUGAAAACAUUUACAGUGAUCAUCACCCUUAAAAUGCCUCUAUUUUGCCUUAGAAUUGCUUUACUUCAUUAUUCUCUUAUUUCAUAGAAGAGGGGUUUAGAUAAUUCCCCAAGUGCUAAGAAAUAACACUACUUAAUUGACCAAGGCACUGGAAAACGUUUUAAGGGUGAGCUCCAAUAAGAGGCGAUCAGGACUCCCAAGUUUCAUUAAACAAGUUCCCUAGAUUUGAUUGCCCUGUUGAAAAAAAAAUAAAAAUCCCUGUCCUCUAGAUUGUGUAAAACAAUAGCAAUACAACCCUGUAUAGGCAUGAGUUACCCUUUCACCUUGUAGUUAUUCACACAGGUACAAAUUGAAUGAGUGCAACAUACAGUAAAAUUAGGAUAGCUGUGUUUUACAUCUAAUUUGCAUAAGGGUUAGCGAUAACAAGUUACAAGGCAGUGAAGUACUGAGCCCAGUGUGACCACUUUAAUAUAGAUUUAUAGGACCAGGAGCUGUCUUCUUCAUUGAACUGGAUAGAGUUCUGUCUUGUGUCACAAGCUAAAUAUAUGGUACAGCUUCAAAUCUGUUUUGUAACACCAUAUAACUUCCGAAAGUGGGUUGAAUUUUCUGCAGCUGUUUUCAAAGUUGUGGUCUCCUUUCAAGUCUUCGAUUAAUUCCUGUGUGUAGGCUGAAGGAAGUUGAAGUCAGGGUGGGCCUCAGGCUCUGCAGGGAAUAUUCUGGGCUCCUGCUCUUUGAAUUGAUGUGGGAAUUCUGGCUUACUACUUGACCAUUCUCGUCCUGCAAAACACCCCACACUUUGAAGCAAAUGCAAUUCACAGCAGAGUGCACACAAAAACCUUGGCAUAAGACAAGAAGGUUCUUCUUAUUUUGUGGGCUGGUUGCUGUAGAAACCUAUAACAAAGGACAGCCUUCCACUUCGGGUAUAAUUGUGCAGACCCUUUUCUCUAGGCCUGACACCUGUCUGAAUAAGAGUGAUUAGAGCUGAAUAACAUGCCUUGCCUGGCUAUUGAAGAUGUGGUUCACAUACUAAAAGAAAACUGUACAAGUGAAAUAAAAUGUCCAUGUUCUGUCUCUUUGUGUACUACUACAUCUUAAGGUUUUGUAAAAUUUCAUCUUUUUCACAAUGUGAAACUGAAGGUCAAUAAAUUAUUAGAGAUUUUCUCUUCAA
This is a messenger RNA of Alligator mississippiensis (American alligator), 5107 nucleotides long. It is a transcript of the gene ENC1, whose product is annotated as ectodermal-neural cortex 1. The transcript is spliced from 3 exons. The coding region runs from base 217 to 1986 and encodes 589 amino acids. Gene Ontology annotation, molecular function: protein binding. The record is from RefSeq and is a predicted model, not a curated record. Lineage: Eukaryota; Metazoa; Chordata; Crocodylia; Alligatoridae.